AUGGAGGCCGUCACAGGGCAACACUUUUUCUUCCACGACCAGCCGGAGCAUGCUGCCGAAAAAGACUCUUGCCACUUCUGCCAACUCCGCGCCUUUCCCAUCCACCAAACCACUCCCGUCACCAUCGUCAAUGCCAAGGACCAGGCCGUCAUCCCGCCCAACUUCCGCUUUAUAGACCGCAUGGUCCUGGGCCAGGGCGUUGAACCAGCUGAGGAUAGUUUCCGCAGCGGCUGCUCCUGUGAAAGCGACAGCGAGUGCCAGUACAUGGGAUGUCUCUGCCUCGCCGACCUGGGAGAGGAAGAGGACAGCAGUAGCAAUGAAGAUGAGGACAUUCACGCGAACGGAGCUAAUGGCGAUGGACCAGAAGCAGGGCGUAAGGACAAGAUGCUCAACUCCAAGGAGCCGCUAUACGAGUGCCACGCGGGCUGCUCAUGCUCCAAAGACUGCCCCAACAGGGUCGUUGAACGCGGGCGAACCAUUCCGCUGCAAAUCUUUCGUACCGACGACAGAGGAUGGGGAGUCCGCACCCAAGUAGCCAUCAAAAAGGGCCAGUUCGUCGACCGCUACCUCGGCGAAAUCAUCACCUCCGCCGAAGCCGACCGCCGCCGCGCCGCCUCGGCCGUCUCCAAGCGCAAGGACGUCUACCUCUUCGCCCUCGACAAGUUCACCCACCCGGAGUCGCUGGACCCGCGCCUCAAGGGUCCGCCGCUCGAGGUCGACGGCGAGUUCCUCUCGGGCCCGACGCGCUUCAUCAACCACUCGUGCGAGCCCAACCUGCGCAUCUUUGCGCGCGUCGGCGACCACGCUGACAAGCACAUUCACGACCUUGCGCUGUUUGCCAUUCGCGAUAUUCCGCGUGGGGAGGAGUUGACGUUUGAUUAUGUCGAUGGGGUUACGGAGGAUGGGGGUGGGAUGGAGGGUGCGAGUGCGGGGGAUAUGGCCAAGUGUUUGUUUAAGCGGGAGUUCCUGUUUGGCGGCUCUAGUACGCCGUUGGCCUCAACACAACGCAACGCAACACAGCUCACCUCCCUACGACUUCUCCUCUUCGCAACUAUUCACCACCUUCAAGCUUCAAAGUGA
Trichoderma breve is the source of this 1080-nucleotide messenger RNA. Its product is annotated as SET domain-containing protein. Gene Ontology annotation, molecular function: histone methyltransferase activity; zinc ion binding; protein binding. Gene Ontology annotation, cellular component: nucleus. Bases 1 to 1080 code for a protein of 359 amino acids. The transcript has 5 exons. NCBI's taxonomy places the organism in Eukaryota, Fungi, Ascomycota, Sordariomycetes, Hypocreales, Hypocreaceae. The record is from RefSeq and is a predicted model, not a curated record.